Messenger RNA from Lasiosphaeria miniovina, 1668 nucleotides. RefSeq names its product P-loop containing nucleoside triphosphate hydrolase protein. The transcript is spliced from 2 exons. The record is from RefSeq and is a predicted model, not a curated record. NCBI's taxonomy places the organism in Eukaryota, Fungi, Ascomycota, Sordariomycetes, Sordariales, Lasiosphaeriaceae. Bases 1 to 1668 code for a protein of 555 amino acids. Gene Ontology annotation, cellular component: mitochondrion. Gene Ontology annotation, molecular function: ATP binding; nucleic acid binding.
AUGCAAAAUGCUGCCCAGUACUCGGAGAUGGCCGGCCGCAUCGACGCGCGCCUCCUCAAGGCCCUCGCCAACAUGAACUACACGACAAUGUCGCCCGUGCAGCAGGAGGUGCUCAGCCUGCCCUCCUUCACCAAGGACUGCCUCGUGCAGGCCAAGACGGGCACCGGCAAGACCAUCGCCUUCCUGCUGCCCGCCCUGCAGACCCUCCUGACGUCGCCCAAACUCCCCCGCGGCCAGGUCGGCAUCCUCAUCAUGGCCCCGACCCGCGAGCUUGCCCAGCAGAUCGCCGACGAGUGCGACAAGCUGACGGCCACCAUCAGACCCGCCCUCGAGUGCCACCUCGCCGUCGGCGGCAGCAACAAGAACUCCCACCUGCGCAGGUUCACCGAGGGCAAUCCCACCGUCAUGGUCGCCACCCCCGGCCGCCUGCUCGACUACUUGUCCGACCCCGCCGUGCGCGCACGAUUUACAAGCAUCCGCAACGUCAUCCUCGACGAGGCCGAUAGAAUGCUGGACCAGGGCUUCGUCCCCGACGUCAUGAGGAUUCUCCAGACGCUGCCGUCCAAGCAGUCGGCCAACUGGCAGGGCAUGUGCUUCAGCGCCACCGUACCCAAGGGCAUCGAGAAGGUGGUGCACUUGGUUCUCGACAAGGACCACGCCCGCAUCUCCACCAUCGUCGAGGGCGAGGAGCCUACCGUGAACAGGAUUCCCCAGUCCUACCUUCCCGUUGCCUCGGUCGACCAAGUCCUCCCGACCCUGCACUCACUCCUGGCCAUCGAGUCCCUCAACAACCGCAACCUGAAGGCCGUCGUCUUCAGCUCCACCGCCCGCCACGCCGGCUUGCUCUACCACGUCUUCGCCUCCACCGGCGGCGCCGCUCCCGGCAAGCUGCCCGUCUUCCAGAUGCAGUCCCGCAUGAGCCAGACCCAGCGGACCCGCACUGUCGACGAGUUCAAGAAUGCCGAGCGCGGCCUGCUCUUCGCCUCGGACGUUGUGGGACGCGGAAUGGACUUCCCCGACGUCUCGCUCGUCGUGCAGAUUGGCCCGCCCUCCGAGUCCGAGCAGUAUGUGCAUCGCGUGGGCCGGACAGGCCGCGCCGGCAAGAGCGGGCGUGCCACCAUGAUCGUGCUCCCCCAGGAAAUGCGCUUCAUGACUAAGAAUCCCUCGUUUCCCAUCCAGAAAUCUGCCCUCGAGCACCCUCAACUGGCCACCUUCAACUCGGACAAGGUCAUCAGCAGUGCUCUGGCCAAGGUCCCCCUACAGACAAAGGAGCAAGCAUAUAUCGCCUUCCUGGGAUACACGAACUCGCAGAAGAAGGACUACGGCAUCCAGAGCGACGGCGUGGUGCGCUUGGCCAACGAGCUCUCCGAGGCCAUGGGGCUGACGCAGCUGCCCAUGAUCGAGGCUAGGACUGUCGGUAAGAUGGGCCUCAAGGGCGUGCCCGGACUCAACGUCGGCACGCCGCAGAACCUGCGCAACCCCAAUAGCAACACGGGUAGGAACCCCUUUCUCUCGGACCUCAAGCCCCGUCCUCCCCCCGAGAACAACUUUAGACGCCGACCCGGGCCGCCGCCUCCGGCCGCAGGGAGCAAGAACAAGAAGCCCAUCGACGAGGCUGCUCCCAGCCCGUCCAGCCGGCCGACUCAGCCUAAGAAGCCGAGACGCUGA